Messenger RNA from Parnassius mnemosyne (clouded apollo), 2410 nucleotides. Lineage: Eukaryota; Metazoa; Arthropoda; Insecta; Lepidoptera; Papilionidae. The record is from the annotation of a GenBank genome assembly.
AAUGUUUUUCAUUAUGGUGGCAAAGAAAAGUAUAGUUACUGUGUUAUAUUUAAUCUAUAGUGUAAUUUAUAGUUUCACAAUAUAAGCUACGAAAAAUAAGCUUCAGUGGAAAUAGUAUCUAUAAAAAAGGCUGAACAUGAUAGUAUUAAUGAAUUUUCUGUAAGCAAUACAUAAACUAUUCAUAUAGUACUGUAAAGUUUCUUAGUUUUUUCAAAGUGAUACAUCUACGACGAACAAAAUUUUUCAAGACGAUACAUCAAACGCACUAGAUUCGCUUUUUUAUUGCUAUCCUUUUCUGGCAAAAUGGCAUUAUUAUUAUUGCGUCACAUUAUAAAUCAGUAUUAUUGGGUAAGUCUCAAGAAAGCACGCACGUUUUUGGAGUUUAAAUUUAAUGAAUAAUCAUGGAUAACGGAGAAUAUGACACGCCAGUUGUUGAAGUUGUUAGGGGAAGAAAGUCUAGACGGCAACGCAACAGUCCGAAGACCUCUAAAUACACACAAGAAGGAAAAGACGGUCCAGAUUUAAACUGUGAUCAUCAUCUAGAUAUAACAAUAACAGGCUUUAAGAAAAGGUCAUUGUGCCAGGCAUUGAAACUUAGUUUCAAUGAUCUGAAAGAAUUUAGACGGAAACUAUACUUGAAUAGUACAAAAAUCGACCAAGAUAAAUUUUUGUUGAAGUACAUGCGCAUUUCUAUCCCCAAAAGACGAUCAAAAGUGACCAAGUCUGUAAACUACCGCAAAAUGUCAAUCGCUUAUUUUGUUCCUAUGGAGAAUGGAGCAGAAGUUCAGGUUUGUUCGAAAACUUUUCAAAAAAUAACAGGCACACAACGAAUGCGUCUCCUUCGAGUAGCUAAUGCAUUUCUGGCCACGGGUUCGCAACCAAAAGAGCGCCGAGGUGGUAAGAGCGCUAAACAGCUAGAAGCUAUAGCUGAGAUGACAGAUCUGAUAAAAAAUGACAUCAUGAAGUAUAAAUGUAGAGAAAGUCAUUAUUCUAGGAGCAAGUGUUCAAGAUCUUACUUACCUCCUGAACUGAAUUUAAAAAUAAUGUACGAGAAAUUCAUAGAAAACCAAAAGUCUAUUUCUGAAAAAACGUGCUCUUUGUCUAAAUACAAGUCAGUAUUUUACAAAAACUUUAAUUUAGGUUUCGGAAACCCUCAUGAAGAUACUUGUUCAGCUUGCAAGGAGUUUUUAAUUAAAAUAAAAAAUGAAAAGGAUUUAGAGAAGAAGAACAACAUUCGGACUGAAUAUCGCUUGCACAAGUUAAGGGCUAAAAAGUUCUUUAGUUUACUGAAUGAUACUGAAGAUGAUAAAGUUAUUAAAAUAUGUUUCGAUUGCCAGCAAAAUCAACCUUUACCAAAAUUAAGUGUUGGAGAGGUAUUUUACUCUCGUCAAGCUUGGCUAUAUAAUUUUUGUGUAAUGCAACAUAAACCUAAAACUAAACAAACCAAGAAUGGUAUAGAGUUUUAUGUUUGGUUAGAAAAUCAGAGCGGCCGAGGAGCUAAUGAGAUAGCUUCAGCACUUCAACAUUAUUUGAGAAACUUGGAAGAAAUAUGCCUAAGAGAAAAUAAAAAAGAUUUGAAGCUUGAACUGUAUUCAGAUUCUUGCAGCAGUCAGAAUAAAAACUUUAUUAUGUUAACUAUGUUAGCCAAUUUCAUGGCUUCUAGCAAGGUUUUUAAUAAACUGAGCCACAUUUUUCCUAUUCCAGGCCAUAGUUUUAUGCCUCCUGAUAGGGUAUUCGGAAGGGUGGAAAAAGACUACCGUCGACGUGAAGUGAUUGUCUCGCCAAAAGAGUACUAUUCAAUUUUAGGAAAACAUGGACAAGUCAACGAAUGGGGUAAAGAUUGGUAUACUUAUAACAUGAAAGCCACGGCAAAACGAAUGAUAAAGACAAAGCUACCAUUUAAGAUAUCCCAAACACGGAUAAUUCACUUUACUAAAGUCGGAUCACGAGUUUCAAAAAAUAUUGAAGUUGGUGUUCAAGAUGCAUAUUCUGCUGCGCCAGUGACCACUGAAAUAAAAAAGAAAAGAGUUAAAUCUUUUUCGAGAUUCGAUUGUGACCAAUUACCUAAAACUAAUAUGAUCUCAUUAAAGAAGAAAGCAGACGUCGAAAAUCUACUUAAAUUUUGUGACAUUUCUGAUGACCUUGAUGCUCGGGAAUUUUAUGACGAUGUGCUUCAGAGUUCUGGUCCUGACGAUGACAAUAUUAGACGUAACUACGACGACGAAGAACCUGUAUUAUAACAUGGUUUGGAAUCUAAACUAUUUGUAUGGAGUUUUUAUCAAACCGAGACAUCAACAGCAGAUGUAUCAAUUUUGAAAAAACUCGUAGUUUUGUGAUCUCAUUAUUUCUGUUAAUUAUAGUUGAUUGUAUUUUAUUAUGUAAGUUAAUAAUAACUAAGUAAAAUACUUAC